UUACGUUCAGUCUCUUAGCCGACAGACGGCGGUACGGACGUAUUAUCGCGCGCGCGCUUCACGUUCUAGGAACUUUUGCCUUUGGCGUACUGGCAGAUUCCUCACAACAGUGUCUACUCUCAAAGAUGGCAGAUCAAUUUGUGUUGUAUUAUCAUGUGACGGUGAAAAGCUCUCGUUGAUAAGGCGGUACGUGCGUUAACUGUCGUAGAUUUUCUUCCUGUGGAAGGACCGCGUUCCACAAAGUCGAAAAUCGGCGCGAUGGCGGACAUGAAGAGUCCACCGUUCAGUGAUAUUAAGAGGCCGGAGGAGGUGGUGGCGAUGGCGAUGAACGACAGCUUGAAAUUCGCCGUCCUGAUUGGCCUGAUCGAAGUGGGACAGGUGUCUAAUCGGGAAGUUGUCAACACGGUGCUUCAUUUGGUCAAUAAUAUCGGCGUUUGGUUUUUUAAAAAUCCGAUUUUACCACCGAUUCCAGUCGAAUGGACGAAAAAUAAAAAGGGCAUAUAUAUCCUUCGCGCCCUCCCACCGUAGGAUUCCAUCCAUUAAUUAUUAAAUCUGAAAAAUAUGAUGGAAAUAAAAUGGCGUUCAUAUAAUAAAAAAAACUCGAAUUAUUUGUUAUUACGAAAUUCUAACAAUACAUUUUUUCAAUUCAUUUCCUCGCGAUAUUGUCGAGUAAAAACGUGAAUGAUAUUUUUUAAGUUUGCAAUAUCGGAAUAUGUAAAAUAAAAUAUAAAAAAAAAAAAAAAAAAAAAAAAAAAAAAAAAAAAAAAAAAGAAAAUAA
This is a messenger RNA of Vespa velutina, 778 nucleotides long. Its product is annotated as neurobeachin-like. The record is from RefSeq and is a predicted model, not a curated record. The transcript has 2 exons. Lineage: Eukaryota; Metazoa; Arthropoda; Insecta; Hymenoptera; Vespidae. The coding region runs from base 259 to 528 and encodes 89 amino acids.